This is a messenger RNA of Canariomyces notabilis, 613 nucleotides long. RefSeq lists its product as uncharacterized. NCBI's taxonomy places the organism in Eukaryota, Fungi, Ascomycota, Sordariomycetes, Sordariales, Chaetomiaceae. The transcript has a single exon. The record is from RefSeq and is a predicted model, not a curated record. The coding region runs from base 185 to 502 and encodes 105 amino acids.
UAUGUGUGUACGACGGACGGGUAGAUGCACGAGCAAACGCCGAUUGGGAAGAGCCUAACGUUACCUUUGUAUUCUAUUGUUCUUCAUCCAGACACCACUGCUAUUGCUACCAGCGUCAACGGUUGAGAGAACGGCCAUGUUGCAAGCGGCAUCACCACGCAAGUGAACUUGUUCCCCUUCAGAGAUGCGUGGCUGGCCGUUCCCCCACACAAGCCUGACCGCAAAUCAGAAAUUCUGUCUCAAAAGCAUCACGACAAGCCAGUGCCAACCAAUCGCGGCCAUGGCAUGUCUCCCUGAAAUGGACGCUUAUUCGCUGCGGACAAUCCAGGUGGAGGUGAUCCGGUGGGAUGCUUGGCACUACCUGCAGGCUUCGGUGCCGAAGCAGUGUGCCAUCGUAUCACAUCCCUUCUUGGGAUGUGGGCAAAGAAAGUCAUCCUUUCCGGAACGGGAUGCCGCGGUGCGCCAUCGGCAAAGAGAUUUUCAAUGGGGAAUGAAAGACUGAAACGACGAUGGCUGGACUGCGGUUGACCGCAUACGUGUGCGUUUGUCGAGAGUCCGAUGUUUUAAAAUGCCAUCCCGUCCCCUCCCCGCGUCAAACUGGACGCUGUCAUAC